AUGGCAGAUGAUAUGCCCACAUUCAAAUGCGUGCUAGUCGGUGACGGUGGUACUGGCAAAACCACAUUCGUUAAAAGGCACUUGACUGGAGAGUUCGAGAAAAGAUACGUCGCUACGCUCGGAGUAGAGGUUCAUCCACUAGUGUUCCAUACAAACCGUGGCCCUAUUAGAUUUAACGUGUGGGACACAGCGGGUCAGGAGAAGUUCGGUGGUCUCCGCGAUGGUUAUUAUAUUCAAGGUCAAUGUGCCAUCAUCAUGUUCGAUGUAACCUCUCGUGUGACGUACAAAAAUGUUCCUAACUGGCACAGAGACUUGGUGAGGGUGUGCGAAGGUAUCCCGAUAGUGCUCUGUGGUAACAAAGUUGAUAUCAAGGACAGAAAAGUUAAAGCAAAAACUAUUGUCUUUCACCGGAAAAAGAAUCUUCAGUACUAUGACAUUUCCGCCAAGUCUAAUUACAACUUUGAGAAACCGUUCUUGUGGUUAGCAAGAAAGUUGAUUGGUGAUGGAAACCUUGAGUUUGUUGCCAUGCCUGCGCUUGUUCCUCCCGAAGUCACUAUGGAUCCCCAAUGGCAGAACCAAAUUGAAAAGGAUCUUAAAGAAGCCCAAGAUACAGCCUUACCUGAAGAAGAUGAAGACUUGUAA
Messenger RNA from Danaus chrysippus (African queen), 642 nucleotides. Lineage: Eukaryota; Metazoa; Arthropoda; Insecta; Lepidoptera; Nymphalidae. The record is from the annotation of a GenBank genome assembly.